AAAGCCAUGAGACAGAAUUAGGUUUUGGUUUUAGCUCAUUUUUUCCUUCUCCAAUAAGAAGGCACUUUUCUCCAAUAAGAAAGCAUCCAUGAUUAAUGAUGCUUAGAGUUGAUCCUGAAAUUAGUGAGGCAGACCUAAAUCCCAUUGAUAAGAACUGUAUUUUAAGUAUAACUACAUCUGCAAUCGGUUUUGUGUUGGUUUCCAUCCCACUGGUGGCUGGCCCUAAACUGCUGUUCCAGAAAUGCCUUCAGCUGUUACUGGGAAAUACACGACCUGUGUUAAAGUUCCGUAAUUAAUUCACGUUUUAGAAACUGCAGUGAGUGAAACCAUAAUAAACCUGAAUGUAAUAGUGGCUGUAGCUGUUGGUAUCCUCUGAAGCAGACCAAUAUUUUUUUCUUCCAGUAUUUAGUGCAAGAUUUAAAAUUUUCACUGGAUUUGAUAUUGGAGUGAAAGUAUCAUUUUGAAGGUAGUAAAUGCCACUGUAAGUCAAGUUAUACUUUCUAGUGCUAUGUAUCUUUCUCCUUUGGCAAGCAGUUUGGCAAGAAGAGGUGCAGGCUUGAUACUGUAUGUCUACCAUGUUCCUGACCAGCUCCUCUAAACGACAGGUGGUACAAGAGAGGAAGUCUGAUGACUGUGGAUUCAAAGAGCAAUGCUUUGUAGGCUUGUGCCUGGAUCAGUUUGACCGAAGUGCGAAAUCUCCUCUGGUAGAGGAGUAUGACAACCAUCUGGAGGAAAUGAACAAAGAACUGAGAUAUUGCCAGCUUCAGAUGAGAGAAAUGAGACUCAAACUUGAACAAGUCAUCAAAGAAAAUGAAAGAUUACACGAAGAAUUGAAAGAAGCUAUUGAAAAGCAGUUGGAGUCUCUGCCAUCUGGUUCCACCUCAAAAGAUGGUGCAUUUCUGGAUGAAAAUCUAAUACGAAAUCUUCAAGAACAACUGCAACUAGCAAAUAAAGAAAAAGAACAUGUCCUAGAACUGUGGCAGACAGUGUCACAGGAAUUGGGGCGGCUUCAGCAGAUAUACCAAGAACAUAUGACAGAAGCACAGAUUCAUAUUGUUGAAAAACAGAAUCAAAAAGAUCAAUUGACAAGCUUUCAGCAGCUAACAAAACAACUGUAUUUAGCCAAUGAUAAAACAGAGUCAAUUAAUCAAGUAUUUCUGAAGACUGUAAUGGAACAGAAUGUAGAGCUGGAACAAUUGCGCAAACAGCAGAGACAAUCCAAAUUGGACUUGAGAACAGCUGUGUCAAAGGUUGAUGAAAUGCUCAGACUCACUGAGGAUCUUCGUUCCCAAGUAGCCAGAAAGGAAGAAGAGGUGUUAGCUGCUCAAGAGAGAGAGGAGGCAUCUGAUAAACGCUUACAGCAGUUGCAAUCUAGCAUAAAACAACUGGAGACGAAACUUUGUGUAGCCACCAAAGAUUCUGAACAGCUAAGGACCAAUAGUUCAACUUUAGAAAAGCAAAUCCAAGAGCUACAAAAAAAGUGUGUGGAAAUAGAAAAGGAGAAAUACGAUGCUGUGGAAAAGGUCCGUGAUAGCUUGCAAGUCUUAGAAGAAGCUAAUCUGCAAAAGAGUCAGGCAAUGAUAGCUGAAAAACAAAAAGAAGAGGAAAUAAAAAACAUGAAGGAAGCGGUUUCUCAGUUGCUUCAGGAUGCCGCUUCAAGAACUAGAAAAGAAGUAGAAAAUGAAAGAAAAAGAUAUAACAUGCAGAUUUCCCAGUUAUCAGAAGAACUUACGGCACUUCAGAUGGAAUGUGCGGAAAAGCAAAGCCAAAUUGAGCGGGCUGUUAGAGAAAGACGAGCAGUGGAAGAUGAACUAGCGAAGAUAUACAAUGAAAGAAGAGGAAAUGAAAGUGAUUACAGAAAACAAGAAGAACUUUACCAAAGGAGUCUGAUUGCUGAACGGGCAAAAGAUGAGCUUCAGCUGAGUUUGCAAACAGCACAAAACAAAAUCAAACAUUUGGAAAUGAACUAUGAAGAAGAGAUAAGCCGUUGUCGGGAAAUGAUCCAAAAGUUGCAAAGUAUUCUGGACUCUGAAAGACAGAACUGUGGCUCUGUCAGUGAAGAGUGUUUAAAACUCCAGCAAGAGAAUGAACGAUAUCAGAAAGAAAUGGAGGAAUUGAGAAAAUUAGCCAUGGAGGCACAGCAAACAGCCAAAUUAAAGAUAAGCACCAUGGAGAAUGAACAUUUAAUAAAAGAGCAUGGCUUUGAAGUGCAACUGAAAGAAAUGGAAGACGUGAAUCAAAACUCCACUGCUGAACUGAGACGUCUGUUGAUAGCUCAACAGAAGGCAACGAACCGGUGGAAGGAGGAAACAAAAAAAUUAACUGAAGUUACAGAAACCAGAAUAAAUAAUUUAAAAAGUGAGCUGAGUCGUCAGAAACUUCACACCCAGGACUUGCUUUGUCAGCUGGAAAGAGCAAACGAAAAGAUUAUUGAGGAUGAAAAAAUAAUGAUGGAAUUUCAAGAAAAAGUCAACAGACUUCAAAGGCGAUUAAGCCAGGCAGAAGAGAGGGCGGCUGCAGCAUCUCAACAGCUUGGUGCAGUUAUCAUGCAGAAAAAAAAGGCUGCCUCCUCAAUAGAGCUGGAAAAUAUUUAAAUAUGUGUUCUUCCAUAGUUUAUAUACUUAAGACUGAAGAGCAAACUUGAAACACUAAACCUUAUCAUGGAUUGACUUUUUUUUUUUACAAAAAAAAAUCUCUUGUUGCUUGAGCAAAGAAAAACAUUUUUGUGGCUUUCUCCCAAUAAACAUUAAACAAGCAACGCCAAAAACUACAUGAUGAAUGAAACCAGAGCCAGAUGGAAGGGUGGUUUCCCUUUAUCUGCAUGUAAAAAUAAAUGUACCAUACACCACAAUGUUUUAUUUUAUGGCUUUAAAAUGGGAAAAAAUGUACAGCAGUUUACCUACAAAUUAGAAAUGUAUCUAGCUGCUGAAUUGGAAGCUUUUUGUCAUUUAUAUAUGCUUUCAAAUCAGCUCUGACUGAUAACAAUUCUAGUAUAGGGUUUUCCUUGCAAGAUUUAUUCAGGGAAGCGUUGCCAUUGCCUUCCUCUGUGUCUGGGAAUGUACAACGUGCCUCAUGUCACCCAUGAGUUUGACUGAGUGGGCAUUUCUAGAUCAAUGCUUCUUAAACUGUGGGUCCCAAUCCCAAGCGAGUUCCCCUUAGCUUAAUGUUGGGAUCCUGCAAAAUUUGACAACAGUAAAAAUGUUUUUGAAUGCCACCCAUUUAAACAAAUCUGUUAGCAACAUCAUGCAGUAUGUAUAGUGGACUCUGGAGAAAAUGCUUCAGCUGUAUUCCACAAAAAGGAAAAACAGCCCGUCUUGCAAUCCUUACAAAUGCAGAUUUAUUAUCAGUAAAUGUUUUAUUUUUAUAAAUAUUUUAUAUACCUGGGGUCACAUAAAACAUUCCCUGGUGAAAAGGGGCCGCAAGUGGAAAAAGUCCUGCUCUAGAGUGCUGGUCUAAAACACAGACUACUACACUUUUUUGGUUAGCAAGUAUCUGUACUUUAUUUGAUGGUACUUUAUUAUGGUUGCUUUUUAAAGCUGAAAUUCUGACUAUUAAUCAUUUUGCUGAACAGGAAUAAUGUUAUAUGCGUAAAUAUUUGUAACAUCACUACCAAGUACGAAUGUAUUACAUUGUUCUUGGACAAUCAUUGGAAACUAUUGAAACUCGACUCUUUUCAGGCCUGUAUUUUUGUAACUUUAUGAAUGUUGCCAAUUACACCAAUUGCUAUUCCAAA
Molecule: messenger RNA, 3733 nt
Organism: Anolis sagrei ordinatus
Lineage: Eukaryota; Metazoa; Chordata; Lepidosauria; Squamata; Anolidae
Gene: SCLT1
Product: sodium channel and clathrin linker 1
Biological process (GO): cilium assembly; clustering of voltage-gated sodium channels
Cellular component (GO): centriole
Source: RefSeq, a predicted model, not a curated record